Molecule: messenger RNA, 6426 nt
Organism: Penicillium mononematosum
Lineage: Eukaryota; Fungi; Ascomycota; Eurotiomycetes; Eurotiales; Aspergillaceae
Product: type I polyketide synthase
Exons: 5
Coding region: 1-6426 (2141 amino acids)
Biological process (GO): fatty acid biosynthetic process; secondary metabolite biosynthetic process
Molecular function (GO): phosphopantetheine binding; oxidoreductase activity; fatty acid synthase activity
Source: RefSeq, a predicted model, not a curated record
AUGACUAUCACUGAGAUACAACAGCGGCCAAGGCCGCUGGCCAUCGUGGGCAUGUCAUGCCGGCUGCCGGGAGAUGUAGCUUCACUAGAGGACUUUUGGAAGCUAUUGACCAACUCCAGAGACGGAUACAAGGAGUUCCCCGACGACAGGUUCCAUUGGAAGGCAUUCUACCACCCGAACGAAUCCCGCAAAGACUCCAUUCACGUCAAUCAUGGAUAUUUUCUCGACGAUGAUGUGGCCAACUUCGACGCCCAGUUUUUCAAGAUGAAUGCGACAGACGCAGUUUCGUUUGAUCCACAAGGGCGCAUCGUGCUUGAAUGUGUAUACGAAGCAUUGGAGAACGCCGGAAUCCCAAAGGAGAGCAUCGCUGGGACCAAGGUUGGGGUGUUCUCAACAUCCAAUACAUCCGACUACACGCUCGAAUUGAAAGAGAGCAUUUGUUCCAUGCCGGCGCAGGUAGGAGUGCUCGGCCACAAUUGUAUGAUGUCAAAUGUUGUCUCCAACGUGUUCGAUCUCACCGGUCCCAGUGUCAGCGUUGACACGGCAUGCUCGUCAGCGUUCUAUGCGCUACAGAUGGCGGCGCAAAGCAUCCGGUCUGGUGAAACGGAUAUGUGCAUUGUAUCCGGAUGCGCGCUCAACUUGUCACCUUGGCGGUGGAAUAUGCUGUCCAAUCUAACCAUGCUCAACCCAGAUGGUAGGACCCGUGCUCUGGAUCCGGAGACGGACUCAGGUUAUGCACGCGGCGAAGGUGCUGGUUGUAUCAUAUUAAAGUCACUAGAUUUAGCGCUGAGCGACAAUGAUCGAGUGCACUGCGUACUGUCACACAUUGGUGUGAACCACAAUGGCCACACUAAUGGCUACACCAUGCCGGACGCAGUGAUGCAGGCCAAGCUGAUGGAGGAGCUGCAGGCCGACAUCAAUAUACGACCUGACGAGUUCGGCUUUGUCGAGGCACACGCGCCGGGCACCCGAGUCGGCGAUCCUAUUGAGAUUUCAGCAAUCCACAAAGUGUUUUCAAGCGAAGGUCGCACGCAGGAAGAACCACUGCUACUCGGCUCGGUGAAGGCAAAUGUGGGACAUUUGGAGUCAGCGAGCGGCUUCCCUUCGUUAAUUAAGGCUGCGUUGAUGUUGAAUAAGGGUCAAGUUGUAUCCAACCCUAACUUCAAGAAUGAAUCUAUGAACUCAGAGCUGCGCAAGCUGAAUAUGGCGGUGCCGACAACCACACAAAGUUGGCCCAAGGGAAAGCAGUACGUCGCGAUCAACAACUACGGGUUUGGAGGUUCCAAUGCACAUUGCAUCAUCAAGAUGGCCCCGGAAUCCGAUGGGCUACCGGACCAAAACGGUACCUCUGCCGAUGGAGAGGCCUUCUUGUUUGUUCUUUGUGCCAAUGACGAGCAGGCUCUCACGCGGACUAGAGAGCAGUUUGUUGAAUUCCUUGAAUCGGACGAAGCGGCCAACGUGAGUAUGCGCGAUUUGGCUUACACGCUGGGUCAGCGUCGAUCCCUGCUUAGCUGGCGUUCUGCUCUCGUUGCAACGGAAUUAGACGAUUUAUCCAUCAGCGCGGCCUCACCCCAAGUCCUACAGCGACGCGUUGUUCGACCACCUAGAAUUGCCUUUUCUUUCACCGGGCAGGGUGCUCAGAGUUUUGCUAUGGGUCGUGAGUUGUUACAAUAUCCCAUCUUCGCGGAAUCACUUGAAAAGUCCUCCUCUUGUGUUGAGUCGUUUGGUGCCAACUUUUCACUCCUGGAGGAGUUAUAUGCAUCUGAGACAACGUCGCGAAUAAACGAUGCCGACGUCAGCCAAGCCGCAUCGACAGCGGUCCAGAUUGCCCUCGUGGAUCUUCUACGGUCUUGGGGCGUUGAGCCUGCGGCAGUGGUAGGCCACUCCAGUGGUGAGGUUGCUGCUGCAUAUGCCGCCGGUAUUCUUUCCCUGCCAGGCGCUAUGCGUAUCGCCUACGCUCGUGGCCAGAUGGCUAUCAGGAUCAAGACAGUACAGCCGGACUUCAAGGGCGGCAUGAUGGCUGUCAGCGCCGGAAUGGAGGAUGUCGCUCCGCUUUUGGGCAUUGUUACAUCUGGAACUGUGGUGGUGGCGUGCGAGAAUUCACCCAGAUCUCUCACAGUAUCGGGAGAAGAUGUGGCGUUGGAUGAGUUGGAGACUCUGCUUGAGGAGGAUGGGGUGCCUCAUAGACGGCUGGCCGUGGACUUCCCGUAUCAUUCACCUUUCCUUGAGCCAUUCGUUGACCAGUAUGAAGAGGAUAUUUGCACGACCGACACCUUCCCGACCGCGACGAGUCGCAACGUUGAAUUUUUCUCGGCCAUGGCGGGGCGGAAGAUCGACCCAGUCGCGGUAAAGAAACCAUCAUACUGGGCAAGCAGCGCCAAGUUCCGAGUUCGAUUCACAUCUGCUAUGAACGCGCUCUUGAAAAGCAAGACACCCCCCGAUGCAGUGGUAGAGAUUGGGCCCAACCCCACGCUGACAUGGGCGACGAAAAGCAUCUUGAAGGCACUCGGGAAGCAGGCGCCAGCGGCGAUGGCGACACUGCCAUGUCUGCAGCAUGGAGAAAACGCACGCGUAGCUAUGCUAAAACUAGCCGCCUCUCUCUUCGGCCUGGGCCAAUGGCUUGACAUGGAGCAGGUCAAUUUCGGUCAUUGGAAAGAUCAGGGUUCUCGUCCACGCCUGGUAGAUGGCCUGAAACCAUAUCCGUGGACACGUAGCCGCUACUGGAUCGAAUCCAAAGUUCGAGAUGACGUUUUGCUGCGACAAUUUUCGCGUCACGACCUGCUUGGCCAUGCGACGACGCAUUCGAAAGAUAGCGAAAUGACCUGGUCGAACAACUUCGAGGUCGACGAUAUGCCUUGGCUUCGUGGUCACCAGGUUGGAUCAUCUAUUACCUUUCCACUCGCGGGUUAUGUGUGCGCUGCGUUGGAGGCCAGCAAGCAGUGCGCCAUCGCACAUAGGGGUAGCGACGAUGUUAUUGCAGGUUUCACAGUGCGUGAUAUGCGCAUGCAAAACAACCUUGUGUUCGAGGAAGGAGUGCGCGUGGAACUGGUUAUCAAACUUCGCCCUCUAACUGGAAGCGAUUUCGACGAAUUCGAGCUCUCAACCUGGAGCAAGGAACAGGAAAAAUGGGUAUCUCACUGCAGGGCCCUUGUGAGGUGUCACUUGGAGGACGUGCCUGAGAUGGGCGGGCUGGCACAGUGGGGCGACGCGCGUGAAGAUUGUCACAGCCGCGUCGGCAGCCCGCUGCUUUAUCAGGGAUCAGCAAAGGCCGGCCCGCGUCGUACUGGCACAUUCCGCAAUGUGCACAACUUGUGGUAUGGGAGCGGUAAGACUACGGCAGAAGUGGUAGUGUCGGACACUGAGGCUGCUAUGCCUCACCACUACGAGACCACCUAUGCCAUCCACCCAACAACACUAGACGGUCUGCUACAGUGCGGGAGUUACAUCCCUUUCCUGGACCCCUCGAAUGCUCCUAUUGGCAGCAGAAGCAACAUUUGGGUCCCGAAUGCCAUUGAAGAGGUGAUCAUUGGCUCCGAGGUUCUCUGCAGACCAGGCCUGGUCCUGCAAACCGUGGCCUGCUCAGAGCAAGCGCCACAAAAGCUCGGGGGAACAUAUGCCAUCGAUGCUAACUUGGACAAUUCGUCCAAUCCACAAGUUCAAAUCCGUGGUCUCCACUUAAGUGUGGAAGAGGGCCUUCCGCUCCUAUGGCCUGAGCCACACUAUGGAUGCUAUAAGGUAGAAUGGCAGCCCGCUGCGCAGCUUCCGACAGACGCCACCAAAUGGCACAUAUUGCAGGGGCCAGGGGAUGACAGCGACCUGGCGCGUAUCCUCAGCCACGAAUUUGGCACCUCCGCCGUGCCUGUAUCUCAAUCACUGCCCGUCGAAGCUAAGUUCUGUGUUGUAUUAGACGUCGGCGAAGGCUUGCUCGGAAGUGUCGAUGAGGCCUCCUUCGAUAAUAUCAAGCACACUCUUACGACUUGUGAAGCCGUGGUCUGGGUCACUCGUGGUGCCUUCCACCGGGCAACAAACCCGAUAGCAGGAAUGGCAGUCGGACUGCUCAGGACGAUCCGCAGCGAAAUGCAGGCCCCGGUCGCAACCCUGGAUCUCGAUCCGUCCACUUCCAGCGACGCCACGUCGCAGGCGGCCCUUGUUGGGCGUAUUGCUGGCCAUCUUGCCGUCGCGGCGAAGAAGGCCGAUCCCAACAUGGAGAUGGAGUUCACGGAGAGCAGCGGCGAGCUCCUUUGUUCGCGCAUUGUGCACGACAACGAGCUGGCUUGCAACACACAUGCUGCCACAGGCGUCGCUCCUCCCCAGGAUGAAGCCUUCAAGCCCGAUACUCGCGGCAUAUUUGGACUACAACAGCCGGGGCUGGCCGACUCGCUGUAUCUUCAGCGAGUAGACCCCGUGCCACAGCUGGCCGAUUAUGAGGUGGAGAUCCAGGUGGCAGCGACUGGAAUUGGCGCUGAAGACAUCAAAGCCCUUCAGGGGCGCGAGUGCAGUGGUACUGUGGUUCGUUGCGGUGAUAAAGUCACGCGCGUGAAUAUGGGUGACAAAGUGUUCGGUCUGGCAAAUACCUACGGCGCAUUUGGAACUUUUGCUUGCGCGCGUGAAACGAGCCUUGCCCUUGUGCCAGCUGCCAUAACACUAGAAACAGCUGCGGCACUACCAGCCACAUUUGGCGCUGCUCAGCUUGCUCUCAUCGAAGUCGGCCGAGUGCGCGAGGGCGAUAGGGUCGCAGUUCUUGCAGCCGGGUCCGCCGUAGGUCAGGCGGCGGUGCAGGUUGCGAAAGCGGCGGGCGCCUAUGUCUACGCUAUCAUCGAUUCGCCCUCAUAUCAUGAGGCUGUAUUAUCUGUUAACCCACCGCCCGACCAUAUUACCGGUAGCCUCAACGAGGUGCCACCGGUGGACGUGGUGCUCAAUCCCAUUCCAGGCACCAAUAAUGAUGGUGCCCGUGUCUCUCGGGUCCUGGCGCCCUUGGGGCGGUUUGUGCAGAUUGGCGAGCUGAUGCCGGACUCUGCACCUUGUCUACACGCAGGCUGCAGUAUCUCUGGCGCGUCUCUGUCUGCCGUAGCUGACAGCCUUCCCGCUCGAAUGAGCGCUGCGCUGGAUGCGGUAGCCGGCCUCUUCUCGCACGAUCUUGCCAGUGGCCUCUCGCUAAUCCACACGGUUCGACUGGACCAUUUGCCGGAAACACUCGCAACUGUCUCUCUCCGUGAUCCGGCGAGGAAUGUGCUUGUACCCACGGAAGGUGAGAUAAUAAAGACCACACCGGCACGGCCUGCUUUGCCCAAACUUGACCCAGCAGCUGUAUAUCUGCUCGUGGGUGGUGGAGGUGGCCUUGGCCGUGUCAUCACUAGAUGGAUGGUGAAUAAUGGAGCCCGGAAAAUUGGCUUGGUCUCCCGCAGCACAUCCAUGAGCUCCGAAGUGAGCGCGCUUGUAGAGGACUUGGCUGCCUUGGGAGCUGAUAUCUUCUUGCUGCCUUGCGAUGUUACAGAUAAGCAGCAGUUGCAACAAGUGGUUGACCGGUGUACUAUCGAAAAAGGGGUCGUCAAAGGAGUCAUCAACGCCGCGAUGGUGUUCAAGGGGGGUGUCUUCAGCUCUGUAUCUCAAAAAGAUUUCAUUGCUGUGAUUCAACCAAAGGUUUAUGGCACAUGGAACCUUCACCACGCCCUCAGUAACGCGCCUCUUGACUUCUUUGUGCUCAUUUCAUCGGUUGCUGGUGUGAUGGGCACGCCCGGGCACUCGUCGUACGCAGCUGCUAACACGUUCUUGGAUUCUUUCGCAAAGUACCGCAUACAGCAGGGUCUCCCGGCUACUGCACUUGCUCUGACGGCUGUGGUAGAUGCUGGUUACAUGGCUGAAAACGCCGAGAAUUUGCAGAAACUGAAGUAUGUCGACGAAUACGAGGGAGAAAUACUUACUACUCAAGAUGUACUUGCUCUCCUCUCUGCCGCCAUCUCCGGGAUAACUGGUUCAUCCUGUGAUGGUUUCUCAAUAACCGGCGCAGGAUUCGGCGCUGCUCGAAAGCUGCCACCCUACGCAAAAGAUCCUCGGUUCUCUGCUUUGGUGAUGCGCCAUGCCAAAGAUCAGGAGACAAAUCCAAAAUCGACUGCUCUUUCCACCGACACUUCGCUGUCUCAUGUACUUGACCAGACCGACGACAAGGCUGAAGCGACCCGCAUCCUCCUAAACGCUGUCCGAAACAAAGUGGCGGAGCUGCAGCUCAUGCCCGUAUCGGACAUUCUCGACGGCCAAACCAUCGUCGCGCUCGGGCUCGACAGCUUAACAGCCAUGGAGCUUUACUCGUGGAUUGGGCGGGUUUUCCGUCUGAAAUUCCGGGUUCAAGAAUACGCCAAACUGGAUACCCUGGAGAAGAUUGUAGAUAGUGUCAUGUCCAAAAGGGAAGCCGCUGAUGCUGCAGCUUGA